AUGACUUAUUUUGAUGGAGUUUCAAAUAUCGUUAAAAGAAAUCGUGCAGUCGAUAUUAAUCCACCACCACCACAAUCAGAUAUUAACUUAACUUCUCAUGGUUCAGAUUGGUUAUGGGCAGCUUUUUCUGUAUUUGCUUUAUUAGCGGUUGUUCAUGGUUUUAUUUACAGUUUAACAAGUGUUAGAAGAAGUGGUUUAAAAAAAUCAUUGUUAAUUAUUCCAUUAUUUACAAAUGCUGUAAUGGCAUUUGCUUACUAUACUUAUGCAUCUAAUUUGGGUUAUACUUGGAUUAGAACUGAAUUUCAUCAUGUAACUACUGACAGAGGUUUAGGAGUUCGUCAAAUCUUUUACAAUAAAUAUAUUGGUUGGUUCUUAUGUUGGCCAUUAGUUUUAACUAUCUUUGCUAUCAUAACUCAUACAAGAUUAACUGAUGAUAGAGAUGAUAUUUUAAAAAGAGUUGUCCAAAUUAUUUCAACCAUUUUUACAAGAUUUUUAGCUAUAGCUGUAUUUGUAUUAGGUUUGUUAAUUGGUGGUUUAAUUAGAUCAUCAUAUAAAUGGGGUUAUUUUACUUUUGCAGUAGUUGCUCAAUUAUUUGCAAUCUAUCUUGUUUGUGUUGAUUUACAUCAUAGUUUUCAAUCACCAACUAAAAGUUGGUUAGGUAAUUUAAUAAUUACAUUUUAUAUUGUUGUUUGGAUUUUAUAUCCAGUAUGUUGGGGUUUAUCGGAAGGUGGAAAUGUUAUUCAACCAGAUUCAGAAGCAGUAUUUUAUGGUAUUUUAGAUUUAAUAACUUUUGGAUUUGUACCAGUUAUAUUAACCUGGAUUGCUAUAAAUAGAGUUGAUGAGGAGUUUUUCACUAAAAUUUGGCAUUUCCAUUUGAAUAAUGGUAGAGAUGGUGAUAUUGGUCAUCAUGAUGUUGAAAAGGAUGUUGGAGUAGAUACUCCAAGACAUUCUGGUGAUACCGCAGUACCUCCAACAGGUGUUCCAAAUACUGAUGAAGCUUUGGUUGAGGAAGAAGUCGUAAGAGAUUGA
Molecule: messenger RNA, 1029 nt
Organism: Lodderomyces pseudojiufengensis
Lineage: Eukaryota; Fungi; Ascomycota; Pichiomycetes; Serinales; Debaryomycetaceae
Gene: HSP30
Product: Hsp30p
Exons: 1
Coding region: 1-1029 (342 amino acids)
Cellular component (GO): endoplasmic reticulum; plasma membrane
Source: RefSeq, a predicted model, not a curated record